CCGGCGUAAUUAGAGGACAGCCAGAGCUGGAUGAUUUGGGUGAUAAUAUCACCACUGCUACACUACACAUGCGCUGUUCAGACCGUCUGCAGGUUACAACGUCUAAACGCCUUGGUGAAGUGGAAAGUGGAAUCUCACAAUGUGCAUCUUGUCUUGUCAACUAAAACUGAAACACCCGUAUGGAUUGGUGAUGUUAUUUGGAAGCUGCAGGCUAAUGUGUACAAUAUGCGAAGUUAUUAAUCAAGGAUAAAAGCAGAUGACCGAGGGAGACAGUGUAUGUGUGAAAGAAAAAUCCCUCCAAGAUGUUGCUCUUUGUAAGUGCUGUAGUAAUGUGGUUACUUUUAAAUAUUAGUGUCUAGUGCAUAACCAUUACUGCCUGUCAGGAGAGGCCAGCGUUGUAAAGGAGUCACAUCUGGAGCAUCUUGUCUGUGACCCGGUUAGUGUCGUCACCAGUGAACAUCCUCAUGACAUCACGGGCUUUGUGUUUUAUGUGGAAAUGAACCUCUGCAGCAAAGGGCUCUGCAGCUCCCACGUCUAGUAGUGGUGUAAGUGCAAAACAUCAUCAGCUGUUGCUGUGAGGAGAAGUGAUAUAAUGAAGGAACAGGAAAUAUUUUUGUGCUGACAGAAGUCCACAGUGUCUCAGCACUUAACUCGUGAAGAGACACAAGGUGAAACAGCCAGAUCCACCUCACUAUUGGUCUGAUGGCUGUGUAGUUAAAAACAGGAAGAUAACCCCCUCAAAUACACAACCAAACGCCGCCGCUCAAUUCACCUGACGCCUCCUUUUAUUCCCAUGGCUUUUGUUGUAAAAUAAACUCGAAUAAUGAAAACCCCUGCUUUGGAUUGGCUAACGCUGAACAUUACUGAGAGUUGCUGCACUGAAAUAAAAUCGCAUAGAGCUCCUUUUCUUUUUUUACAUUUGGUUUAUUUGUUUAUUUAUCAGUUUCCUUUUAUUUUCGAAAUAUAGACUGUAUUUAUCAGAAAUCUGCUUUUCCGUUUGGCUCGAGGAUCCCUGGGUAAUUGUGGGUUUGCAUCAGUGAGGAAGUCUAAUCGCCAGGCUGGUUCAUAAAUCAGUUUCCCAGCGCACAAUGAAAAGGGCGGUGGCACUGACAAAAAGAGGGAAAACGAUUGUGUCGAAUUCAUUUAACCGAAAUCAGUGUGCAGAUGACAUUGACCACUCCAUGCACGGCGUCCAGAUUUGUAAAUAGAUAAAUCCUCGGAGUCUUUUCGUCUUUUGGGUUUUAUUUUUUAUUAGAUCGUGCUCGAUCAUUUUAUCGGAGGUGCUGAAAUGCAGCCAGCAUUUGAGCGAGUGGCUCCCCCUCCCCUUUUGCCCACAGACACCAUCACCACAUAGCAGGGAGAGGGAGAGAGAGAGAGACCAAUAGGCAGAAUCAUUGAAAGUCAGCCUUGCUAGGAGGAUAGAGAAAUUUAAUAACAGCACCCAGGCAGACAAAGGAAAAUAUGGAUGCACAGGGGAAAAUUUCCUAUAAACAAGUACCAGAGAGGAUGCGGUGGUCUUCCUGCACAUAGUCGGAGUUAUGCACGGACUAUUCCCUCGUUUUUAAUGAGGCGGGUGGGGACGCACAGCAAGCUGAAAAGGCGGAAAGAUUUCUCAAACCCGUCUGCAAAUUCUGCCUGCCUGCGAUGGCUGUAACGGCGCGAUGCUGUUACAGUGUAAAGGAGAAUGUGCCUUUUUCCUUAUAUUUGGUUAUUUUCGUACUCAGUGGCCUUACACAUGCACAAAUUCGAUACUCCAUUCCGGAGGAGCUGGAGAACGGGGCAUUGGUCGGUGACAUUGUCCGGGAUUUGGGUCUAGACCUGAGGAAACUUUCCACCCGACGAAUCAGAAUCACAUCGGACAGCGGCAGGAGAUAUUUCACCAUAAAUCACAAAACCGGGAAGCUGGUGGUGAGUGACCGCAUUGACCGAGAGACGGUUUGUGAAUUCAGUGGCACCUGUUCACGCAACCUGGAGGUGGUAUUAGAGAAUCCACUGGAGGUGCACAACGUGGAGGUGGAGAUUUUGGACGUGAACGAUAACGCGCCACAGUUCCCUCGAGAUGAAUAUCAGCUUGAGGUGUCGGAGUCCGCUCUCACCGGCUCGCGGUUCCACAUCGAGGGAGCUCAGGAUGCAGAUGAUGGCUCCAACUCUGUGAAGCAGUAUCGCCUCAGCCCAAACGACCACCUCACCCUGGACUCUAUUAAGCCCUUUUCCAAUAAUAAGCACAUCGAGCUUAUUCUCAAAAAGCCUUUUGACCGCGAACAGAUACCCUCUCAUCAGCUAAUCCUGACAGCUAUGGAUGGAGGCACCCCACAGCGAACUGGCACGGCCAAAAUCAAUGUACGCAUCCUUGAUGCCAAUGACAACGUGCCUGCGUUUGACAGCUCCGUGUACAAAGUAAAACUGUCUGAAAACUCUCCAAAGGGCGCACUUGUGAUCAAGUUAAAUGCAACAGACCCUGAUGAGGGCUCAAAUGGGGACGUUUUUUAUUCUUUCAGCAGUUACACGCCAGAAAGAGUCAGGCAGAUGUUUUCCAUGGACACAGACACAGGGGAAAUUCGUGUGAAAAACAACAUAGACUAUGAGGAGACAAACUCAUAUGAAAUGUACAUACAGGCUAUGGACAAGGGGCCAGCUCCUGUGGCAGUACACUGUAAAGUAGUUGUAGAAGUUUUGGAUGUCAAUGACAACAUUCCUGAUAUUGUACUGUCUUCACUCUCCAGCCCUGUACGUGAGGAUGCCCGGGCUGACACGGUUGUAGCAUUGAUCAGUGUGAAUGACCGUGACUCUGGACCAAAUAAACAAGUUACCCUAGAGAUCAUGCCCCAUUUGCCUUUUAAGAUCAAGUCCUUCCGGAACCACUAUACCAUUGUCACAUCUGCUUUCCUGGACCGAGAAACCAUCUCAUCCUACAAUGUCACCGUCAACGCUGUGGAUGGAGGCACCCCACCCCUGUCAUCUCAAAUGACCUUUAAGGUGGACGUUGCAGAUGUGAAUGAUAACCCACCUCGUUUUGAACAGACAUCAUAUACUGUUUAUAUUACAGAGAACAAUGCUCCCGGCGCACCUCUGUGUGUUGUUAAGGCCACAGAUGAUGAUGCUGCAGAAAAUGCACGCAUCACAUAUACUGUCCUCAAUGACAACAACCAUGGUAUCCCUGUAGCCAGCUACGUCAGCAUCAAACCUGAUACAGGUGAGGCCUGUGCCCUGCGAGCCUUCGACUUUGAGAAGCUGAGGGAGUUUCACUUUCAGAUUAAAGCCCAGGAUAAUGGUGUGCCUCCCCUCAGCCGUGUGGCCACAGUGUAUGUUUACAUUAUGGAUCAGAAUGAUCACGUGCCCAGGAUAGUCUAUCCACCUGCCAAUGGGAGCCGCACCACAGAGACGCUGAUGAAAAACGCUGAAGCAGGAGUAUUGGUUAGCAAGGUGAGGGCGUGGGAUGGUGAUGCAGGGCAGAAUGCUUGGCUGCUCUAUGCCCUGGAGCAGACCAACAUAGACUUUGACCUGUUUAAGGUGCAUGAGUACACAGGUGAGAUCCGCACCACAAGGCGUGUCAUUGAGGACAACUCCACCUCCUUUGUUUUGAGAGUGCUGGUGCGCGAUAACGGCUUACCGCCACUCUCAUCCACCGCCACCAUCCAUGUGCAUGUGAUGGAGCUGCCAACGAAGCUGACCCCUGAUCCCAAGCGCAUCAUCAGGCCCAACAGCCCCCUAAUGUUUUCAAAUGUCACCCUCUACCUCAUCAUAGCCCUGAGUGCCACAACUUUUGUAUUCCUGGUCACCGUCUUUGUGCUGGCCAUUGUGCGUUGCCAUGCCUACUGCACCCAGCCUGGUUCCUGCUCCCCAUGUUGCGUGUCCAAGAAGAGUGUUCCAGAAGGGGGCACCUCAGCAGGUGGUGGUGCGGGUGGAGGAAGAGCUGCAGGUGGAGGAGGUGGAGGAGGAGGAGGAGGAGGAGGAGGUGGAGGGCAGCCAAAUGACAAUGUGGCCCUGCGCCGUGACCUCAAAGUGGAACCGCAUUAUAUUGAAGUGCGGGGAAAUGGGUCUAUGACGAAAACAUACUGUUACAAAACAUGCCUGACUGCCACGUCAGGAAGUGACACUUUUAUGUUCUACAAUACGGGACGGCCGCACAGUGGCACCUGGGGCUCAGGCUACGUCACCAGCCACAGCGGACAGAGCCAGUUAUUUGUACGGCGUCUCAGUAUGCCAGACGCAACUGCCAUUCAGCCCAAAGUGCCGAGUGCGGACUGGAGAUAUUCAGCCUCCCUGAGAGCAGGAGGUGUAAUGCAGAGCUCAGUGCACAUGGAAGAGUCCUCAGUAAUGCAGGGAGCCCAAGGGGUCCUGGUUCAGAACUGGCCCACUGCAUCCAGCGCUGCUGAUGCUGAAGGGGGAGAGGUGUCCCCCCCAAUGGGUGCUGGUGUAGACAGCAACAGCUGGCACUUUCGCUAUGGCCCCGGCGGUCCUGGUGCACCCCCACAGCACCUGAAACCUGGCGAGGCCCCAGAAGCCUUCAUCAUCCCUGUCCCCGCCAUAAUAUCCAUCAGACAGAACCAGGGAGGAGAGGACGACAAGAGCGAUUUCAUUACCUUCGGAAAGAAAGAGGAGGCCAAGAAGAAAAAGAAGAAGAAGAAGGAGAAGAAAGACAAGAAAGAUAAGGGGAAGGAUGAUGGAGAUGAGUAGAGGAGCAGAAAGAAAAAAUAGCAAAGAAGAAAAGGGCGUUGUUAAAACAGAGGUUCCAACCAAAGUCCACUGGGCUAAAAGAAAAUGUGAAAACUAUUAUAGAUUUUCCAAUUUCAUUUUAUUACCUAUUUUCACUGAUAAUAUUUUAAAGCUCUUUCUGUUAUGAACCUGGCCUUACCAAGAUUAAUUUUACCUUCAGUCCCUUACUGAGGUCAACUAUUGAUCUUGCCUUGAUAAACAAAAUGAUUGAUUUUGCUCCACGCCCCUAUGUGCCUAUACACUCUGAGUAAACUCAUGUCAGUCAUCUUUUCCGAUUAGGAAGGACUAAUGUUUGCCCUCAUCUUGAAUUUUUUCUCCUUUAACCCAUUGGGCACGUUGGCACCUCUGUCUUACCCCCUCCCCAACUAUGAUGUGUAAACCAUUCUCUCUGAGAGAAGACAAAUACUUUGUACAAGAACAACAAAAAGCUCUGUGCCAGCCAAGGAAAAGAAAAAUGACAAAGAAGAUUGAGACAGAUGUAUGCCAUCUGGAGCUGGACACACACUACUUGUAAAUAGCACAGGAGAGAGUCACUGAAACUAAGGCUAACAUAACACUGCUGCAGAUUCCUCUGAUAAUUACCAACAGUGUUUCCUGAGAUCUCAAUGAAACCACAUGUACACACGCGCAUGCGCACACAUUCAAACAUGGCAACACAUACACACACUUACCAUGACAAAGUAGAGACAGAAAACACUUGCGACUUGAGGGAGAGAAACAAAAAAGUCAACUGACAUCAAAGAAAUGUGCUUAAAACUAGACACUGCAAGCUUUUUGCCCUGCACAGUCGCUUAUGCGGUGCACAUGUGUACAUCAACUCUCUCAGGAUGGAAGCAGCAUCCUUUGCGAUCACUCUGUAUUUGCUCACUGCAUUUGAAGGACACAGAGAGCUUCAUCUCCAGCCAGAACCCCAACUGAGGAAUGCAGAGAGCACCGAAAAGAUGGAGAGAUGGGAGGAUACUUCACAUUCUCCUGAGGAUCACAGAGGGGAGAGUCCAGCUGAGCUGGCUUGUGACUCCGCUUUCAGUCAGUGGACUCUGAUGAAACCUUAUGGAAUAUUAGGAGAGUCUUGAGAUUUUGAUAACACCUUCUCUUCUCCCCCUGCCGCAGCAAAAGCCUAAAGGUUUCUGCUUUGAAUGUUUGGUAGCAACCAGUCCUUACCUUGAUACCUUGAGUUUACAACUGCUCACCUGCUUGUACUUGCCCCAAGCUGCCACGAGCCGUCCUCCCCUCCCCCAACUGCCUUUUUCCCCACUUGAACUUGUUCUGUUUUCAUCUAAAGAGAUUCACUAUUACAUACUCUGGCAUUUUUUUUUUUCUGUCCUCAUAGCUUUAACUGCUUUUUGCAUGUCAUGCCCACCCCCAUUUACCCUCAGACACUGCACCAAACCCCCGCUCUGCACCCUGCUCAGGAUCAAUCCUGGGAAUGGCCUGCUCUGAACAUUGUGGUGUGCUGAGAACAGCAUGGAGUAAUGUGGAUGAGGCCUGGGGAAGCCCAGUCGGGGGUCUACGCCCUGAACUCUUGUCAGAUGUUUCUCUAAGGGCACAACGGUUCAGUGCUUUUAACUUACGAGUACUACAGUACACUGUUCAUUUCCUGUUUGUAGCCACUGAUGAGAGGGGACCAGGUGGGAUGAGGCAGAUUACAGGGGUGGAGGACUGGGAUAAAGUGAGGAGACAGGUGCCGUGGGCUGGCCCUCCCCCUUCAUGUACAAGAGAAAGUUGUUCGCCAAAUUGAUUGUUUAGGAUCGUUGAGUCACAUAUUUUCAUCAGCUUUUAUGUACGCUGUAAAUGUAGCGUAGACUUUUCAUAGAUUGUCUCUACAUUAGUAAUUGAAACCUGUUAAAAAUACGGGCAUCUAUGGAUUCCCAUCCCACAGCUAUAUCCCACCAAUCCUCUCUCAGGAGGUUUUGAAAAAGGGGCACGCACAGGCCUCAAGACCUGCUUCUGUUGGUUCCCCUCCCCUGCCUGUACCUUGUUGCCACGUCCCCAAAGUUUUGCGGCUCAGUAUGACGUCACUCCAUUAAGUGGCUGCUGCAUGUACUGCUCUAAGGAAACACAUACUAUAUAGAGAAAUAUAUAUAUAAAUAGAUAGAUGGCUAUGAUUUUAUUCUUUUGUAUUAUCAUUUUUCUUCAUUAGUCACACAGGAGAUAUUUGUAUGUUCUUCUGUCUGCCAAACAUCUAUGUACUACAAUCUUCACGCUCCACAGAUGUUGUAUGGCAUCCACUAAACCUCUUUAGAUAUUUGUAAAUGCUAUAGUGUGAUACCUUUCAACGCAAGUUUUAUUCUUUUUCUUUUACCAACUAUGAUUUUUGCUUUUGAGAACAAGCAAAGCAAGAAAAAAAGAAAAAAAAUCACUCUCUGUGUCCGGCUUUGACAUGACGAUCUAACUAACACUGUAAUAUUGUAACUGAAAUAUGUAUGAUCCUAUGAUGAGCUAUCACUUCCCUUUCACUCUAAAAAACAGAAAAAUGACUUAAAAAAUAUUCCAGUGUAAAAAAAGUAUAUGUAGUGUAUGCUUGUGUUUAGUGAGCGUUCAUGCUGUCAUUCUUUCCCAAUGUAUGGUGGUGAACUAUGGUGGCAAUGUGCUAUCCUAAUUGGACUAGCCCAGAUCUGUUGUAAAACCCUUUUUUUGUACACCCGCUCAUCAACUGUGACAGUGAAGUAGUGAAUUUCAUUUAU
Siniperca chuatsi (mandarin fish) is the source of this 7400-nucleotide messenger RNA. Its product is annotated as protocadherin alpha-C2-like. NCBI's taxonomy places the organism in Eukaryota, Metazoa, Chordata, Actinopteri, Centrarchiformes, Sinipercidae. Gene Ontology annotation, biological process: homophilic cell-cell adhesion. Gene Ontology annotation, molecular function: calcium ion binding. The record is from RefSeq and is a predicted model, not a curated record. Gene Ontology annotation, cellular component: plasma membrane.